GUGACAGAGUGAUGGCCUUUGUAAACUACAAUGCUUGGGCAGAGGUGGUGUGCACACCGUUGGAUUUCGUGCAUAAGAUCCCAGACGACAUGACAUUCCCAGAGGCGGCUGCCUUCUCUAUGAACUUUGUGGCUGCCUACAUGAUGCUGUUUGAAGUGGCCAAUCUCCGGGAGGGGAUGUCUGUAUUAGUUCACUCCGCAGGAGGUGCGGUGGGUCAAGCAGUCGCUCAACUUUGUUCCACUGUCCCAAAUGUCACUGUGUUUGGGACCGCCUCACCCUUCAAGCACGAAGCCAUAAAGCAUUCAGUCACUCAUCUGUUUGACAGAAACAUCGACUACGUUCCGGAAGUUAAGAAGAUAUCUCCAGAUGGAGUAGAUAUUGUACUAGACUGUUUGUGUGGAGAGAACACAGGAAAAGGCCUAACUCUGCUCAAGCCCAUGGGAACGUACAUCCUGUAUGGUUCAUCAAACAUGGUGACAGGAGAGACAAAAAGUUUCUUCAGUUUUGCUAAAUCUUGGUGGCAGGUUGAGAAGGUGAACCCUAUCAAGCUCUAUGAGGAGAAUAAAGUCAUAGCCGGAUUCUCGCUCCUGAACCUCCUCUUCAAGCAGGGAGGGUGCAACCAAGUCAAAACAGCGGUGCAAAAACUUCUUUCCCUUUACGACCAAAAGAAGAUCAAGCCUGUUGUUGAUUCCUUAUGGGCGCUUGAGGAGGUGAAGGAAGCCAUGCAGAGAAUCCAUGACAGAGGAAACAUAGGGAAGCUGAUUUUGGAUGUGGAAAAGUCUCCCACGCCUUUGAUGGCCAAUGACAGCACAGAGACCAGUGAGGCAGGUGAGGAAGAAGAGGAGCAAGAGGGAGACAAUGACAACAAAGAGCGAAUGCCCUUCAUUCAGUGAAGCCAGA
This is a messenger RNA of Sinocyclocheilus anshuiensis, 900 nucleotides long. Its product is annotated as synaptic vesicle membrane protein VAT-1 homolog-like. Bases 12 to 893 code for a protein of 293 amino acids. The record is from RefSeq and is a predicted model, not a curated record. Gene Ontology annotation, molecular function: oxidoreductase activity. The transcript has 7 exons. NCBI's taxonomy places the organism in Eukaryota, Metazoa, Chordata, Actinopteri, Cypriniformes, Cyprinidae.